AUGCUGGAGAGGGGUGCCCGCUGCUUGCCAGUAUUCACCACGUUCUCUUUGGUUGUGCUUUUCCGGACCAGCUUAGUAGCCAGAGGCCACAACCCCUGUGUGCAGUCCCAGUCUGUCUGCUGCAUAGCUACAGAGGGACACAGGGACGGCAGCAUGACUGUGAAGGUCCAUGCCUGCCAGGCUUCAUGCCACAUCACAAAGAUCAAAGACGACGCUUUUGCUGGGCUCCGUAACCUCUCUGUUUUGCUUCUGACCGGCAACCCUCUCCAGUUCUUGGGACCAAGAGCAUUUCAGGGCUUGACUUCUCUGCAAAGACUGGUACUUGCAGAAACCUCCUUAUCCUCACUGGACAGUCUGCCCAUCGGACAUUUAAUGGCUCUUCAGGAGCUAAACUUGAGCAACAACUAUAUAGAUUCCUUAAAACUUCCCCAAUAUUUCUCCCAACUUACAGAACUUAAUCAUUUGAUUCUCCAGUCCAAUAGGAUCUCCUCGAUCUCUACAGGAGACCUGGAUUUCUUGUCCACUCACAAUCUGAAACUUGUUCUGUGUCGAAACAGCAUAAAAUAUAUCCAACCAAGGUCUUUUGAAGGAAUUUACCUCCAGGAAUUGUCUCUGAGAUCCAGUUUCCAGGAUCACAGCAGUAUGCAGAUUGGUCUCCUUAAUAUGUCUGGCCUCCAUGUUAACAGUUUGGUGUUAGGAAGAUACAGGAACUAUAAGAAAGAAGAAUCCUUUAACAAGAAUCUCUUGGAUGGUCUCUGUCACAUGGACCUCCAGGAAAUCACUCUCAUCAGCACUGGUGAUUCUUUCUCCAGAACAGAUAGUCUUUCUGCCUGUGUGAACAACAUCUCCACUGUGCGGUUUGUGCACACUUACCUUCGUACUAUAAACUUCCCAGAAAAUACCAACAUACACCAUCUUGAGUGCAAGGACAGUAAGUUUCAUCGUGUGCCGAUUGAGAAGCUGACUGUCUUGAAAAAGCUAAGAGUGCUCCACAUAACCAAUACAGAUAGACUCACUGAAUUUGAUUUGGAGUCGAGAAAUGGGGCUUUGCAGAAACUUGAGAUCCUAGAUCUCAGCAAUAACAAGCUUAGCACAGGUCUUUGCUGGUCUUGUCUCAAGGAACAUUUUCCAAACCUGAUGGUUUUGAACCUCAGCUUCAACCCGCUUGUCAAAGUGCCCGUGGAGCUCAUUGGCCCGACCACAUUGAAAUAUCUGGAUUUACAAUAUUCCAGACUACUAGGUCCAGGAAAGCUGCCAACUUUUCUGGGCCUUAAGAAACUUCUCUACCUUGAUAUUUCCCAUACCAGCAUUUCUAUUAACACAGAAUGCUCGUUUUGUGGCUUGCACAGCCUGGAAGUUCUGAAAAUGGCUGGUAACUCUUUUAAGGGCAACCAGGUAGCCAAUACCUUCACCAAUGUCACCAAGCUGAAGGUCUUGGACAUCUCCUACUGCCAGCUGCAGCAUGUGUCUCUGGGUAGCUUUCACCAUCUCCACGACCUCCGUGAACUGAACGUCAGCAACAACAAGCUCUUGGAUUUCCAUCCAGAGUCCUUCAUGAACCUGCAUGCCCUCCUCAUCUUGGAUUUCCAUGGCAACCAGUUGAUCACCUUGACCAAGCAGCAUUUGGAGAGCUUGCCGAGGGGCUUGAGAAAACUGGACCUUUCUCGAAACCUUUUCGACUGUUCCUGUGAUCGCUUGGACUUCCUGCGGUGGGCUACAGAACACAGGGACCUUUUUAUGCAGGCACAGAUGAUGAAAUGUCACAGUCCCUCAUACUUAGAAGAUACCCAGCUGAUGCAAUUUGACAUAUCUUUUUGCCAGGUCAGUACAACCACAGUGGUCAUUUCAGUGAGCGUUUCUGUGGUCGUGGCCUUGUCUUUGAUUCUAGUUUACAAGUUCUACUUCCACUUAUAUUAUAUGAUGUUGUUGCUCACUGGGGGGCAUUCCUCUACUGAUCAUAACAAAGUCUACGAUGCCUUUGUUAUCUACUCCAGCAAGGACCAAAGGUGGGUGAAACAAGAGCUGGAAGAAACGCUAGAAUCGGGAGUGCCAUGCUUCCGCCUCUGCUUCCACUAUCGAGAUUUCAGACCUGGCAUGCCCAUCAUCACCAACAUUAUUAAAGAGGGCUUCCAUAACAGCCGGAAAGUCAUCGCUGUGGUCUCGACCCACUUCCUGGAGAGUCGUUGGUGUAACUUUGAGCUUGAAGUUGCUCAGUCUUGGCAGCUACUGGACAGCAAAGCCAGCCUCAUCUUCGUUGUCCUAGACGGAGUGGACAGAGUGGUGCUGCGUCAGAGGCUGGGAUUGUUCCGCUAUUUACGGCGGAAUACCUACUUAGUAUGGAAAGACAAGGAAGUCAAACGGCACGUUUUCCUGAGGCAGUUGAAGGCAGCCUUGCUUGAUGGCAAAACGUGGACUGAGGAUCAGCUCCGAUCCAUGUUGGUGAACUAGGGUCAUGACUCCAUUUUCUGCUUUUCUGAGCCAAUCAAAAUAACAUACUUGGUCACAAGCUUUCACUAUGGUGGCCUUCCUGAAUCUGGCCACUAUAGAUCACAAUGUGGAUUGGGGAAAACAAAAAAUGACAUUGAAGAACGGCUUGUUUUUCUUUUAUGAGGGUUCUUAUUCACCAGUUAAAAAACAGACAAGAUCAGAUAGGUCAGAGACCUUGACCUGAUUACAGGGUUAGAGUACCCCAUCCAAAAGGAGAGGAUAAGGAGUCUAGAGCAUUUCUGUUCAUUAAAAAAAAGAUUACUAAUAGUAAGGACAUGGUAAAGGUUGGGUAUAUGGCUGCUAGGAAUGGGGGACCCCCUGCUGGUACUCAAUAGAGCAAAAAAGGGGACAAAUGUGGGGAGCACUUUUGGCUAGGAACCCAGAAGGGGUGUUGCUGCAUUGCAGAACGCUCCAGGAAUUUUUGCAAUCUCUAUGGAUUCACAGUGAUAUCACUUCUGGUUACAUGGGUGGAAGUGACAUCAUAGUGUAACACACUGCUGUUCGCCAGAUUUCUGCCUCCCCGGGAUUGCUAAUUAUGUGCUCAGUGGAGCAGCAGUUGAAGUGA
Messenger RNA from Sphaerodactylus townsendi, 3052 nucleotides. It is a transcript of the gene TLR4, whose product is annotated as toll like receptor 4. Lineage: Eukaryota; Metazoa; Chordata; Lepidosauria; Squamata; Sphaerodactylidae. Gene Ontology annotation, molecular function: transmembrane signaling receptor activity; lipopolysaccharide binding; lipopolysaccharide immune receptor activity. Gene Ontology annotation, biological process: inflammatory response; defense response to Gram-negative bacterium; toll-like receptor signaling pathway. The transcript is spliced from 3 exons. The coding region runs from base 1 to 2448 and encodes 815 amino acids. Gene Ontology annotation, cellular component: membrane. The record is from RefSeq and is a predicted model, not a curated record.